AUGGCGAACCAUGCAGUCUUCACACCCCACCAAUACCUCAUGUUACUGCAGCGUCCAGACGGUCUCAUCGCCGCGGCCAGUCCGGAACUCCUGCCGUCGCUGGACUCGCUGGUGGACGGCGGUUUCCGCAGACCCAUCUCUCCCCAGUUUGUGCCGCCGACGCCUGCAGAUGACAUGUUUGACGGACUGGAUGACGUGGAAACUGGCCCGAGUUGGCGCCGAAAAAACAAACCCAGAAAGCCGUUGAAGGAUGGGGAGUGGCCGGGAAUGGACGCGGUACAGGACGUUCUACCGGAGUACAUCUCAGAGACGACACAACCCCCGCCGCGCAGGCCUCCCAAGGACGGUCUACGGCAGUCUUACCAACCUGACGACCCCUACUCUCACUCACUACUGGAGCAUCAGUCAAAGGAGCUGGAUAACUACCGUGCAGCGCUAAAGCGGAUGGGAGCAGACAUCCUGAAGCUGAGAGAGGACAUCGCUCGCCUGGAGGCAGAGAACAGCCAGCUGAGGAGGAACCUGCACAUGAACAGGGACGCUGCCGACGCUCUGGUGGGGCCUGCCGGGCUGCAGGCACUCAGCAGGGGGGAUCUCGUGGAUAAAUAUGCCCUGUUACAGCAGAAGGUGAGCCAACAGGCCUCCUCCAUCAAGGGGCAGAAGGAACGGAUACAACAGCUGCAGAAUGAACUCAUCAAGAAAAAUGACCGUGAGGCAGAGUUGUUAAAGCAGCAGAAAGCCCAGAAGCCCCAGCAGCCUGUCGCACCUAAAGUACCCGAGAACGAUGGCAAGAAAAAGAAGAUGGAAGAUACUAUCAAAAGACAAGAGGAGGUUAUAGAGAAGAUGGAAAAGCUUCUGAAUAAACAGUUAGAGAAGGGAACUCUGCCAGCAGACAGGAGCCUGGAGGCACAUUCUGCACUGGCUGCAGAGAACGCACGACUCAGGGAUGAACUCAACAGAGCUAAGGAGCCAGCCCAGCCUCACUACCCUCCUGGUGUGAAGAUGGAUGAUGAGGAGAGGCUGGACCUGAUGGCAAAACUGGAGAAGGCAGAGGGGAGAAUCAUUUCACUGGAGAACCAGUUGACAGAAAAUGCCCGCAUGUGGGGUCGGGAGAAGCAGGAGCUUCUGAUCCGGAUGAACGAGCGGGAGAACGGUUUUGCGCGGUCGUCACAGAUGGUCCUUCACGACUUCCCCAUGUCCAUGGGAGCGACAGUUAAUGGCAGACUGGGAUCACCAAAGUUGGAUCCAAUUAAAUAAUGACAAACAUCCAAAUAACUGUAGCUUCU
Molecule: messenger RNA, 1283 nt
Organism: Branchiostoma belcheri (Belcher's lancelet)
Lineage: Eukaryota; Metazoa; Chordata; Leptocardii; Amphioxiformes; Branchiostomatidae
Product: coiled-coil domain-containing protein 33-like
Exons: 9
Coding region: 1-1254 (417 amino acids)
Cellular component (GO): peroxisome
Source: RefSeq, a predicted model, not a curated record